AUGCAGUCCCGAUUAAUGUCCUCCGCCAGUUCUGGCCGGCGCUGGGUUUUGCUGCGCGGCCCUGUCCCCAGCACCCUACAGCGCCGGACCUUUGCUUCCUCUCCGGUGUUCUUCCAGCAAGCUUUCCACUCCCAGCUGGAGGACCCUACGUCUGCCGCUGUCUUUUCUUCUAUGCAGGCCUCCAAGGCUGUGCCUCAGACCCUGACCGAGAAGAUCGUGCAGCAGUACUCUGUCGGUCUCGCCAAAGAAAAGUUUGUUCAGUCCGGCGACUAUGUCACCAUCUCUCCGCACCGCUGCAUGACCCACGACAACUCGUGGCCUGUGGCCUUGAAGUUCAUGUCUAUCGGAGCCUCCAAGCUGCACGACCCCCGGCAGAUCGUGAUGACCCUUGACCACGACGUGCAGAAUAAGACCGACAAGAACCUGCAGAAGUACCAGCAGAUUGAGAACUUUGCCAAGCUUCACCACGUUGAAUUUUACCCCGCCGGCCGAGGUAUUGGACACCAGAUCAUGGUUGAGGAAGGGUUUGCGUGGCCAGGCACCCUGGUGGUUGCCUCGGACAGCCACAGCAACAUGUAUGGUGGCGUGGGCUGCUUGGGUACUCCAAUUGUGCGGACAGAUGGUGCCAGUAUUUGGGCAACGGGCAAAACCUGGUGGCAGAUUCCCCCGGUGGCUAAGGUCACCUUGACGGGUGUUCUGCCCCCUGGUGUUACGGGCAAGGAUGUGAUUGUCGCCCUUUGCGGUUUGUUUGACAAAGAUGACGUCUUGAACCACGCCAUUGAGUUUACUGGCUCCGAGGAGACUAUGCGGAGUUUGCCCGUGGAUGACCGGUUGACAAUUGCCAACAUGACCACGGAAUGGGGUGCCCUGUCAGGACUGUUCCCCAUCGACAACGUGCUGAAGGGCUGGCUCAAGGCCAAGGCGACAACUGCCGCCAUGGGUCUGGCCGAUGGUCCCUACAAGACGCUGGCCCCGCAACGGUUCACCCACCCGAUUCUGGAGCAGCUGUUUGCCAACCCGUUGACCGCGGACAAGGGAGCCAAGUACUCCAAGGAACUGUUCUUGGACCUCUCCUCGCUUUCUCCCUACGUUUCGGGACCGAACUCAGUCAAGGUGGCCACCCCUCUCAAUGAGCUGGAGGCCGCUGAUAUCAAAGUGAACAAGGCUUACCUGGUGUCUUGCACGAAUUCUCGUGCGUCUGAUAUUGCUGCUGCCGCUCGAGUUUUCAAGGAAGCUGCCGAGAAGAACGGCGGUCAAGUUCCUAAGAUUGCCGACGGUGUGAAGUUUUACAUUGCGGCUGCUUCGAUCCCGGAGCAGAUCGCUGCCGAAGGUGCUGGUGACUGGCAGAUCUUGCUCGAUGCGGGCGCCACAACUCUGCCCGCCGGCUGCGGUCCUUGCAUUGGCCUCGGCACCGGUCUGCUUGAGCCCGGCGAGGUCGGCAUCAGCGCAUCCAACCGCAACUUCAAGGGUCGCAUGGGUAGCACCGAUGCCAAGGCGUACCUUGGCAGCCCAGAGGUCGUGGCCGCAAGCGCCCUCAGUGGCAAGCUCAGUGGCCCUGGUUGGUAUCAAACUCCAGAGGGCUGGAAUGGUGUGGUCCGUGGCGAGGGCGACGGAAUCCGAGAGGAGGAUCGUAUGCUCACGGCCGAGCAGGCCCUGGAGAAGGUCAUUGGUCAGCUCGAUGAUCUGGUCGCCGAUGGUGAGAAGAAGUUCACUCCCGAACCGGCUACGGAGGAGGCUCCCUCGGAUGACGCGUUGACGGAGCUGUACCCUGGAUUCCCCGAGCGGGUCUCCGGUGAGAUUGUGUUCUGCGACGGCGACAACAUCAACACCGACGGUAUUUACCCGGGCAAGUACACCUACCAGGACAACGUUCCCGUGCAGACCAUGGCCGAGGUUUGCAUGUCAAACUACGACACGGCCUUUUCCUCGAUCGCCAAGCAAGGUGACAUUCUGGUCACGGGCUUCAACUUUGGAUGCGGAAGUUCGCGCGAACAGGCCGCGACCGCGAUCCUGGCCAAGCAGAUUCCGCUUGUGGUGUCCGGUAGCUUCGGCAACAUCUUCUCUCGAAACAGUAUCAACAAUGCCCUGAUGGGACUGGAGAUCCCGCGCCUGAUCAGCCGCCUGCGUGAGACUUUUGGCAACGCUGAGGAUCAAGCCCUCACCCGUCGUACCGGCUGGACCCUGACUUGGGACGUUCGCCGGAGCCGCAUUGAGGUGCAGGAGGGUGAGAAUGGUCCCAAGUGGACACACAAGGUCGGCGAGUUGCCCCCGAACGUGCAAGAGAUCAUUGCCAAGGGAGGUCUCGAGAAGUGGGUGAAAAAUGCGAUUGGAGCCUAA
Penicillium alfredii is the source of this 2337-nucleotide messenger RNA. It is a transcript of the gene lysF, whose product is annotated as homoaconitase LysF. Bases 1 to 2337 code for a protein of 778 amino acids. Gene Ontology annotation, biological process: L-lysine biosynthetic process. The transcript has a single exon. Lineage: Eukaryota; Fungi; Ascomycota; Eurotiomycetes; Eurotiales; Aspergillaceae. The record is from RefSeq and is a predicted model, not a curated record. Gene Ontology annotation, molecular function: homoaconitate hydratase activity; 4 iron, 4 sulfur cluster binding.